UCAACGUUCGACACCGGUUGCGAUCGCGGAGCGCGUGAAAUUCUUUUUUUUUUUUCCGCCGCCCGACCCGAAUCGAUCAUCCUUCAUCAUCAUCAUCUUCGUCGUCGUCGUUCCUUUUGUUUUUCCUCCGCCCGACAAAAACAGUACUGCCAUUCGAUUCCACAUUUCGUCCCCGGACGCGGUAACAAUAACCGACGACUGCGUUACGACAACGAUUUACAUACGUUUUUCGUUUCGAUUUUUCCGAUUCGUGUGUGUACCUACGGCCUUGUGCGCGCGUGUUCUCGUCUUUCUCGGUCGACACCAGUACACCAGUUUUAUAAUAUUAAUAUCCGAUUGUUUUUAUGUUUACCGACGUUUCCGGUGCAUAACAUUGUAUCAACGCAAUAAGCAGUGUUUCCGCGCCACUAUGACGGUCACGUGCCAAGUCGCCUACUGUUAGGAUACCAGUGCACCCGAAAUUGUCGCAGCCGUGCGGUCUCUCAAAGCGGCAUGGAAAUGGCUGCCGGCAUGGAAGUGGUCGGCGGUGCCGGGGCUCAUCACCACCAUCACCAUCACGCGCCGCAUCACCGGUGGUACGACACGCCGGCCGGUUCGUCUACGUCGUGCAGGGACGAGCCGCUGAUGGCCGACAACAUGACCGACCACAUGAACUCGUUCUUCGCGCAUCACCACGCCGGCGCGCUGGACACCCACCCGGCGGCCAGGGACUACCAUCAUCACCGGGCCGCAGCCGCGGCCACGGCCGCGGCCGCUGUCCCGUACCACCGCGAUUCGCUCACCGUCACCGCCCGGUACUAUCAUCCGCAGAUCCACUCGCCGUUCGCACCACCGCCGUCAACCGCGUCGCACGGACCGACGAGAAACAUGUGCAGGCCGUCUCACUUUUCUCAUCCGGCGGCCGCAUGGCUCAACGGCGGCGGCAUGAACAACAACAACAACAAUAACAACAACAACAACAAUAACAACAAUGGCAACAACCAGUUGGACACCAAAAUGCAAUCGUCGUCCCCCGGCGGCGGCUGGUACUCAUCGUCCCCGACGGUGCAGGACGACUCGCCGUCGGCCGUGGCAUCCUCUUCGAAGGAUAUGCAGCACUCCGGAGGUGGCGGUGGCGGAGGAGGAGGAGGAGGAGGAGGUAACAACGGUGGCAACGGGCAUCCGAUGUUCACGUUCCCACCGACGCCGCCCAAGGACAGCACGCCCGACUCGAUGACCACCACCACGACGACGGCCACGAGUUCGUCGUCGUCGUCGUCAUCGAACAGCGCGGCUGCCGCGGCCGCCGCGGCCGCCGCUUACUCGAUAGCGUCCAUGGGCGUUUUUCUGCACCCGGACAACCAUCAGGGAUGCGGUGGUGGCGGUGGCGGCGGCGGUGGAGGAGGAGGCGGCGUCCAGGACGUGAAGCCGUCGAUGCUGGUGGCCGGGGGCUCGUCGUCCAAACAGCGCGAAGGUACCUCGUCGUCGAGCGGCGCCACGUCGCCCGGCAGCUCGACAUCCGCUUCGUCCUCGUUUAACGCGUACCACCUGAACCAUCACCACCAUCUCGGCGGUGGCGGUGGUGGUGGCGGUGGUGGCGGCGGCGGGGUCGGUCAACACGAACCGACCGCCGGCACCGCUGCUCCCUCGUCGUCGUCCUACACCCAUUACCCGUAUCACCACCACCAUCACCACCAUUCGGCAAUCGCGCCCGCCGUGUUCUCGCCCGCAAAACACCCCUCGUCCUCAUGCCAUUCGCCCGGCAACAACGCCAUGAAAAACUCUUCUUCCUCGUCGUCCAGAAAUAAGUCUAGAACAAGCGCCGAAGGACGAGAGUGCGUGAACUGCGGAGCCACGUCGACUCCGUUGUGGAGGAGAGACGGCACCGGACACUACCUGUGUAAUGCGUGUGGCCUCUACUAUAAAAUGAACGGGCAAAACCGGCCGCUGAUUAAGCCCAAGAGACGUCUGUCCUUGCAGUCGGCAGCCCGUAGAGCCGGGACGAGCUGUGCGAAUUGCAAAACGUCCACCACGACGCUGUGGAGGAGAAACCAAAACGGCGAACCCGUUUGCAACGCUUGCGGUCUCUACUACAAACUGCACAACGUGAACCGACCGUUGACGAUGAAAAAGGAAGGCAUCCAAACGCGGAACCGGAAGCUGUCGUCAAAGUCGAAAAAGAAGAAGGGCUCGAUGGUCGGCGGCAUCGGCGGUGUCGGCGGCGGCGGUCUGGGCGGCGGUGGCGGCGGCGGCGGCGGUGGCGCGUGCUUGUCGCUGUCCGGCAUGAUGCGAGGUGACGGCACCGGCGCCGGUUACCAUCAUCCGGCGUCCGCGGCCCUGCACCCGCACCCCGCGGCCAUGAGCCACUACCAUCACCACGCGGCCGCCGCGGCCGCGGCGAUGUACCACCACCACCACCAUCAGGCCACGCAGCCGGCCGCGCCGUCCGCACCCAUACACCCGCACCACCAUCACAUGGCGUCGCUCACCGGACUCGGGUUGCCCGCCUCGUCGAACAUGGCUAGUUGGAGAUCCGAGUACGCGUGAUUAUUGGAUUUGCCGUUCCCCGGGCACACCAAUCACAGCAGGGUCGGCGAAUGACAAACGCAUCAGUAUAACUAUAUUAUAAUGUUAUUAUAUUGUAUUACUAUCGGUAUUAUCAUUAUUAUUAAAAAUAUUAUUAUUAUGUA
Sipha flava (yellow sugarcane aphid) is the source of this 2669-nucleotide messenger RNA. Its product is annotated as GATA-binding factor C-like. Bases 493 to 2526 code for a protein of 677 amino acids. Gene Ontology annotation, molecular function: zinc ion binding; DNA-binding transcription factor activity, RNA polymerase II-specific; RNA polymerase II cis-regulatory region sequence-specific DNA binding. The transcript has 7 exons. Gene Ontology annotation, biological process: negative regulation of transcription by RNA polymerase II; cell fate commitment; positive regulation of transcription by RNA polymerase II. The record is from RefSeq and is a predicted model, not a curated record. NCBI's taxonomy places the organism in Eukaryota, Metazoa, Arthropoda, Insecta, Hemiptera, Aphididae.